Messenger RNA from Ostertagia ostertagi, 1122 nucleotides. The record is from the annotation of a GenBank genome assembly. Lineage: Eukaryota; Metazoa; Nematoda; Chromadorea; Rhabditida; Trichostrongylidae.
AUGGAGAUCGAGAACAUUGUUGCGAAUACCGUCUACAUAAAAGCUCGAGAGAGUGGCGGCCAAAAGAAAGGGAAAAGCAAAAAGUGGAAGAAUUACCUUCAAUUUCCUCACUAUACAGAAUGCCUGCCUUUGCGAUCUGAAAUCGACGUCAGUUACUCCUACAUUGUUGAACGUCAGCCAAUUGGGAAGUUGUUAUUCCGCGAAUUCUGUGAAUCGACAAGCCCUCAAUUUCACCAAGCCUGUGUCUUUCUGACGAAGGUUGAGGAAUACGAGACUUCUGAUGAUGACGUACAAUGUCGACGAGAACUGGCUCGAUCUAUCAUUUCCCUUCUUGCACCCAGUGAUGAUACUCCCUCUGUGAGAUUUAAUAUUCGUUGGUUUUGUAAACAGUUCCGAUCUAAGACGAUUUUUUUCAGUCAUCCCAGUGUGAUCAUACCAAGUGGUGUUCGUUUUUACCUGAAAACACCAUAUCAUCGAUUAUCGCUACCGCUGACUCAGCUGCCCAAGAUGAAGAGCCACGUACCGACAUUUUUGCUGUUGGUGCGCGCCUACUUAGCAGAUGAACCAUUCAAGCAGUUUCUCGAUUCAAUGCUGUUCUAUCGAUAUCUGCAAUGGAAGUGGUUGGAGAAAAGACCAGUGGAUAAGCACACAUUCAGGCUAUAUCGAGUUCUGGGUAAAGGAGGCUUCGGUGAAGUGUGCGCGUGUCAAGUGAGUCUAGCCUACGCUUACGAAACGAAGGAUGCGCUUUGUCUUGUAUUGACGCUGAUGAAUGGAGGUGAUCUUAAAUUUCAUCUGUACAAUUUGAUGCCCGGAGGCUUUGACGAGAAACGUGUUCAGUUUUACGCUGCCGAAAUCACUCUAGGGCUUCAACAUUUGCACAAAGAAAGAAUAUUAUACCGUGAUCUCAAACCUGAAAACAUUUUAUUAGACGAUUUUGGUCAUGUUCGAAUUUCCGAUCUCGGGUUAGCUGUUGAACUGAAGGACAACGAGCCGAUCAAAGGAAGAGUAGGAACUGUAGGUUAUAUGGCUCCUGAAAUUGUGAAGAAUGAACGAUAUUCGUAUGGCGUGGAUUGGUGGGGUCUUGGAUGCCUCAUCUACGAAAUGAUUGAAGGAAAGGUAUAG